AUGAAGCAAAACGCCAUUCGCACAAUUUUCUUGCUUGUCUGCUGCCUUCUCGUCGCGUUGUCGCCUUCGCUCGCCGCCACGGUCAAACGCGCUAAUGGUGAUGUUGGAUAUGCCUUAUUCCAGAAAUCUGCCACUCAUACUGUGUCUGGAGCUGUCACAUUUUACCAGCUCAAUGCAGACACUAUCAUUUACGGCCAAUUCAAUACUGGACUUGUUAACGUCAGCGGCUGCAGACUGUUAAUUAUCACGUCUAGUACUACUUCAGUCGACUUAACGCCCUUCGUCGCCCAGUUUCCCGUUCUAAAUGGUGGAACAGGAGCCUUUCAGUUUACUCUUCCGGGAACAACUCUUCGAGACUUCAAAAACAAGCACCUCGUUAUCAAAUGUACUACACCGGCAGCGACGAUUGGCGAUGCAAAGAUCAAAGUCAUACCAUAG
Paraglomus occultum is the source of this 438-nucleotide messenger RNA. NCBI's taxonomy places the organism in Eukaryota, Fungi, Glomeromycota, Glomeromycetes, Paraglomerales, Paraglomeraceae. The record is from the annotation of a GenBank genome assembly.